AUGGCUGCGACAUUCGGUACAGGAACACCAUUUGGAUCGGGAUCGUCUACGGCUUUCGGAAACAGCAGCAACUUCGGAACUGCUGCCUCUGGGGGCGCUCUGAACACCGCGACACUCAACCCGAACAACGACUUUAUGGUAAGUGAUCCGCCAAAUGAUACCAUUUCAUCGGUGCACUUUUCACCGGCAGCGCUACUGCCCCGUAACUUUAUCAUCGCAACAACCUGGGACAAUGAGGUACGCCUCUGGGAAGUUCAUUCCAAUGGCAGUACCCAAGGUCUGGGUAUGAUACGCCACGAGGCUCCGGUGUUGGCGUCCGCCUGGAAGAGUGACGGCACCAGAAUCUUCUCAGCCGGUUGUGAUCGCAUAUGCAAGAUGUGGGACCCAGCUACUAAUGCAGUCGACACUGUCGCCUACCAUGACGGACCUAUCCGUCACUGUGCGUUCGUCGGCGAGACCAGCGGCGUUGCCGGCACUCCGUUUCUGAUGACAGCGGGCUGGGAUCGAACCCUCAAGUACUGGGAUGUGCGCGCUCCGCCCAAUCCGGCACAAGGUGGUGGCGGUGCCAUGGGAACCGUGUCGCUCCCGGAGCGCUGCUACGCAAUGGAUGUGAAUGGGUCGCUCGUCGUGGUCGGAACUGCGGAUCGUGAGGUGCUCUGGUUCGAUCUCCGACAGCCGCUGCAGCCGGCAGGUCGAAAGACAUCGCCACUGCGUUACCAGACGCGUUGCAUCUCGAUCUUUGCGGAUCGUACUUGCUACGCGAUCUCGUCCGUAGAAGGGCGGUGCGGAAUCGAGUACCUGCAGGAUACUUCGAAAUCCUUCGCCUUCAAGUGCCAUCGCAUUGAUCAGGGUGCAGGCGGUCAGGAGCGGAUCACUCCAGUCAACUGUGUGACGACGUACCCGUCGACCGCACCAGAGCUGGUGGACGUGCUUGCAACCGCCGGCGGCGACGGUCGGGUGAAUAUCUGGAAUAAAGCCGCGAAAGUGAAGACCAAGGGCCUCAAAGAGGUUCCUUUGCCGAUCGUUGCCCUUGAGUUUAAUGCGAAUGGUGCUAUCUUGGCCUACGCUAUGGGCUAUGACUGGAGUCAGGGAGCCAGCGGAUACGCACGAUUUCAGUCGGUGCCUCCCGAGCAGCGCAACCUUAUUUUUCUGCACGCCGUUCAGGACGACGAGAUUCGUAGCAAGAGCGCUGGGGCUCGACCGCCGGUUCGCAAGGGCCUCUUCUAA
This is a messenger RNA of Cyanidioschyzon merolae strain 10D, 1227 nucleotides long. Its product is annotated as probable mRNA-associated protein MRNP 41, RAE1 homolog. The transcript has a single exon. The coding region runs from base 1 to 1227 and encodes 408 amino acids. Gene Ontology annotation, molecular function: ubiquitin binding. The record is from RefSeq and is a predicted model, not a curated record. NCBI's taxonomy places the organism in Eukaryota, Rhodophyta, Bangiophyceae, Cyanidiales, Cyanidiaceae.